CCUCUUUUUUGAUUUCCCCGAUCGGCAGCAAAAUGAAAUUCGACAACGUACUUUCUGAAAUCAAUGGAUUUGGGAAAUUCCAAGUGAGGCUCUUCUUGAUCCAGAUGCUCUCACGGAUCACUCUGCCGUGCCACUUCCUGCUGAACAACUUCAUGGCGGCCGUCCCCCCUCACCACUGCAACAUCAGCGCCCUGGAAGAUGGAGGCGUCUUUGGAAAUCUGACUCUACACCAGAAGCUGUCGGUUUCCAUUCCAACGGAGCGAGAUGGGACUCUGAGUUCGUGCCAGAUGUUUGCAACGCCCCAAUAUGAGUAUUUAUCGGGCUCAAACAGCAGCCAGGAGGCAUCUCUUGUUAAGUGUCAGAGCGGAUGGGUGUAUGACAACAGCACCUUUAAAGCUACGCUGGUAACAGAGUGGGAUCUUGUCUGCAGCAGAAAGGGGAUGAACAAGGCGACGGCUACAAUAUUCUUUAUUGGUGUCAUGAUUGGAGCUCCACUGUUUGGGUUUCUCAGUGACAGGUUUGGGCGACGAAGACUGCUGCUGGUGUCUUACAUAUCAUCCUUGACGUUUGCGAUUCUCAGCGCUUUCUCCACAUCGUAUGUGAUGUUCAGCAUCAUGAGAUUCCUUACAGGAAUGUCCCUGGCAGGCGUCAGCAUUAUCUCCAUCGCUUUAAAUGUUGAAUGGUGUAGCAUAGAGCGCAGGACUUUCUCAGGCGUGAUCAUAAGCCUGGACUGGAGCCUGGGGAACUGGCUUCUGACAGGGAUCGCGUUCUUGGUGAGGGACUGGAGGAUGCUCAUUGUGGUUGUUUCGUCGCCCCUGAUUCUGGCCAUCUUUGCUUGGCGGUGGCUUCCAGAGUCUGCUAGGUGGCUUGUGGCAAAGAGGAAGGCAGAUGCUGCACAUCAUUACAUCAUGAAAUGUGCCGAGACGAACAACCGGUCCAAGUGUAUUAGUACCAUCACACCAAAGAUGUUACUGGAAUCUGCAGAAACCGAUAAUGGAGAGAAGAAGCACAGCGUUGUAGAUCUUUUCAGGACCCCAAACAUCAGAAAACUGGCAAUAUGCUCAGGGAUAGUUUGGUUUGGUGUAGCAUUUACCUAUUAUGGGAUAAGCCUAAACAUAACAGGGUUUGGACUAAAUCCGUUCCUCACACAAUUCAUCUUUGCUUCAAUCGAAAUGCCGAUGAAGAUUGGCGUCUAUUUCUUUUUGGAGAAAAUCGGCCGAAGGCGCUGUGAGAUGGCAACUCUGCUGUCCGCCGGUCUUUGUCUGUUCAUCAACAUUUUCAUUUCACAAGAUAAGUGGGUCAUUCGUACCGUUGUGGCCGUCCUUGGAAAGUCAAUGUCGGAGGCCUCCUUCACGAUAAUGUUCCUUUACACAACUGAACUCUAUCCUACAGUAGUGCGGCAGAACGGUCUAGGCUACACCUCGUUUGUGGCACGGCUGGGCGUGUCCAUCUCCCCGCUGGUUAUGCUGUUGGAAGACGUGUGGCAGUUCCUCCCUGCUGCCACGUACUGCGCUGUGGCGGUCGGCUCCGGUUUGGUUGCUUCACUCCUGCCUGAAACAUUAAACAGCCAGCUGCCAGAGUUCAUCGAAGACAUUGAGAAACCCCAGGAGCAAGUCAACGGGGAAGAUGGAAAUUCAAUAAAAAAUUAAAACUGACCAGUAAGAAGAAAAAUGUAAUAGUGAAACUGAUUUUGAAAUAAGGAAAAGUAAACUUUUUCUCUGGACUACGUCUCAUCCUACUUGACUGUGGCUUUCCACAGCAUC
This is a messenger RNA of Fundulus heteroclitus (mummichog), 1763 nucleotides long. RefSeq names its product solute carrier family 22 member 7-like. Gene Ontology annotation, biological process: transmembrane transport. Gene Ontology annotation, molecular function: transmembrane transporter activity. Gene Ontology annotation, cellular component: membrane. The coding region runs from base 33 to 1649 and encodes 538 amino acids. The record is from RefSeq and is a predicted model, not a curated record. NCBI's taxonomy places the organism in Eukaryota, Metazoa, Chordata, Actinopteri, Cyprinodontiformes, Fundulidae. The transcript has 10 exons.